Diospyros lotus (date-plum) is the source of this 2792-nucleotide messenger RNA. Its product is annotated as nucleobase-ascorbate transporter 7-like. The transcript is spliced from 14 exons. Gene Ontology annotation, molecular function: transmembrane transporter activity. Gene Ontology annotation, cellular component: membrane. Gene Ontology annotation, biological process: transmembrane transport. The coding region runs from base 824 to 2419 and encodes 531 amino acids. The record is from RefSeq and is a predicted model, not a curated record. NCBI's taxonomy places the organism in Eukaryota, Viridiplantae, Streptophyta, Magnoliopsida, Ericales, Ebenaceae.
AUGGUUGAAGCGAUGGUGAGUUUAGAGGUUUUUAAUUUGAGUCUCUUGAACUUUAUAUGUUCUUCUUAAGGCUCACGUGGUUUUUGAUUAUGGUAAUUCUAGAUUUAAAUGAGGAAUAAAAGGACUAAUGGUUGAUGCUAAUAUGAUAACCAAUGCGUAAUGGAUUACUGUUGAAAUUCUUGAAUAACACCUUAGGUGUGAGAAAACUUUUUAACUUUUAGCUCAAGUUGUAAUAUGCCUGGCCUUAAUGGGAGAGGUGCGUGCCCAACAAGGUCUUAGAUGGUGGUGUUUGCUCUCUUGAACUUAAUCUUUACGCGAGAGCAGAGCAUAAAGCAGGUUGUAGAACAUGAAGAAGCCAUCCCCAAAAUAAUAAUCAAAUUGGAACAAUUUUUAGCUAAAGAGGAUUCUCUGCUAGUAGCAGAGGCAAAGAGGGUUCUCACUUUCGGAUUUCGCCUUUUACUUUUCUCCUCUUUCUGCUUCUUUUGGACUCUUCGCACUCCUUUAUGCCUCCUUGGUUUCUUCUAAUGCGUUUUGGCUCGUAAUAGCCCACCAUAUGCCAAAACUUUUCUUUGCUUCAGGCGAAAGAAAAGAAGAGCCGAGAGGCUUCCUUCUGGCAAUUGCUGCCUCCUCCACAUUUUGAUUUAUAGUCAUUAGCAUGUGCAUACCGAAUUAUAACAUACUUUGAGUAAGCAAGAAUCUUUUUUCUGGGUCUCAGUGAGGAGAAAUCCUUAAUACAUAUAUGACUCAGAAAUUUGGGGUUUGGGUACUGUUAACUAUUUCAUAGGAGUUGUAGUUUCAAGGUUGAGAGAGGAAAAGAAAGAUCAUGGCCGGAGCUGCACCGCCGCCCAAGCAAGAGGAGCUGCAGCCACAUCCUGUCAAAGACCAGCUUCCCAACGUUUCCUACUGCAUUACCAGUCCUCCUCCUUGGCCUGAGGCCAUACUUCUCGGAUUCCAACACUACCUUGUAAUGCUAGGCACGACGGUUCUGAUUCCUUCCAAUCUUGUUCCCCAGAUGGGAGGAGGAAAUGAAGAGAAAGCAAAAGUGAUUCAGACACUGCUGUUUGUUGCUGGCUUGAACACAUUCAUGCAGACACUGUUUGGGACCAGAUUACCUGCUGUGAUUGGAGGGUCUUACACUUUUGUGCCUACUACACUUUCAAUCAUCUUGGCUGGUCGAUAUAGUGACAUUUUAGAUCCAGUGGAGAAAUUUAAGAGGAUAAUGCGAGGUAUCCAGGGAGCCCUUAUCGUUGCCUCUGCUCUUCAGAUUAUAUUGGGAUUUAGUGGCCUUUGGCGUAAUGUUGCAAGGUUUUUGAGUCCACUAUCUGCUGUCCCAUUAGUAGCUCUGACUGGAUUCGGGCUAUAUGAGUUUGGGUUUCCUCUGCUUGCCAAAUGUGUGGAGAUUGGAUUGCCCCAGAUUAUCUUUCUAGUCAUCUUUUCACAGUAUAUACCACAUCUAAUGAAGGGACAGGGGCAUGUCUUUGACCGCUUUGCGGUUAUAUUCUCGGUUAUUAUUGUGUGGAUCUAUGCUCACCUACUGACUGUGUGUGGUGCAUAUAAGAACACCUCCACAAAAACUCAAUUAAGCUGCCGAACAGAUCGUGCUGGAAUUAUAGGUGCUGCUCCAUGGAUAGAUGUCCCAUAUCCAUUUCAGUGGGGAGCUCCCACAUUUGAUGCUGGAGAAGCUUUUGCUAUGAUGGCUGCUUCAUUUGUUGCUCUCGUAGAGUCAACUGGAGCCUUCAUUGCUGUGUCGAGGUACGCCGGUGCAACUCCUCUGCCACCUUCUGUUCUCAGCCGUGGUGUUGGUUGGCAGGGAGUCGGCAUAUUGUUCUCUGGAAUGUUUGGAACUGGGAAUGGUUCAUCAGUAUCCGUUGAAAAUGCUGGUCUGCUGGCUUUGACACGUGUUGGCAGCAGAAGGGUGGUGCAGAUAUCUGCUGGCUUCAUGAUAUUCUUCUCCAUACUUGGGAAAUUUGGAGCUAUUUUUGCUUCAAUUCCGGCACCAAUUGUUGCAGCCUUGUAUUGCCUUUUCUUCGCUUAUGUAGGAGCUGGAGGUCUUAGUUUCCUACAGUUCUGCAACUUAAACAGCUUCCGGACAAAGUUCAUCCUAGGAUUCUCAAUGUUCAUGGGUUUAUCGAUCCCACAGUAUUUCAAUGAGUAUACGGCAGUGAAUGGUUUCGGCCCUGUCCACACUGGAGCAAGAUCGUUCAAUGACAUGAUCAAUGUGCCUUUCUCAUCCGAGCCAUUCGUUGCUGGCUUGUUGGCGCUACUUUUGGACGUCGCCUUGCACCGGAAAGACAACGUGACCAGGAAGGACAGGGGCAUGUAUUGGUGGGAUAGGUUCCGGUCCUUCAGGACAGAUACGAGAAGCGACGAAUUCUACUCACUGCCCUUUAAUCUCAACAAGUUCUUCCCAUCAGUGUAGACCAGUUUUAGCGUUUGGUCAAGCCAUGCUAGCAGCUAAGCUCCUUCAUUGUCUUGUGCGUACACUUCUCCUGAACAUUCACACCAUCUCUUUCUGCUUCUUUUUGCGGCUUCCUGCUCAGUGACAAAGUGUAGUUUAGCACAGUGACGGCAUCUUACUAAUGUAAUGUGGUUUUGGGUUAAACGCCACGGAUUUGGUGCAUUAGUUUGUAGUAAUUCUGUUGCUUAUUUCUGAACUUAUAAAAAAAAUUGAAAAAUGCUAUUUGUACUCCUUAUGCUACACUUUCGAUUACAUAAUGCAACUAAAAUGAUAAAAAUACCCCACACCCAAUGUGGUGAGACAAGGUUGUGAGGUAUAAAGGGUAUUUUAGUCA